CUGUGUGCCAGCUUGCUCAGGCUUGCUCUCUUCCACUUUCUACCUCUAGCGUAGCUCUCCUACACGCCCAGCCGGCAGCUCCCACUCAUUUCCUCACACGCUCGUUCAAUACCCGUUCGUCAGCGUGCUUGCACCAACCGGACAACUUCACCAAACGAACCAUACCCUGCCACGAGUAACAAACCGCUGAAUUAUUGACAAGAUGCUCACCUCCGCUGCUUUGAUUGCUGCGGUUGUGACUGCAGUGCCCGCGGCCGCCCAUCUUGCCCCAUGGCAUCCUUCGAUGUAUGGCUUCAACUGGACUCUGCACAAUCCAGGUUGGGCAAACCCCGGCGCGUACGACAACCGUCCUGUUGUCCCCCUCAUGGGGCGCACCUUCGACGACUGGUGGAUGCAUGGUCACAUCGAUCUCCCUCCGAAUCCAGGUGACGUCCUUCAGGUUCCCGCUGGAGGCAAGUUCCUACUCCAGAUGGCGUGCGAUAAGGGUGCAACGGACUACUACGCGUCCAGUGAUGGUGGCGAUAUCCGUGAUGGCGACUGGCCGUGCCCGAACUCGACUUCCGACGAAUGGCACACGAAAGACAUGACUGAUAUCAAAGGGUGCGGGAUCGGUAUCGCCUACAAGUCCGACAUCACUCAGGUCACCCCGGAGGACAUCACUAUCUUCACCGUGAACGUCACCUGCCCAUGGUACCGCUACCAAUGGUUCGAUGUGCCCGCCGACAUGCCGCCAUGCGACAACUGCAUCUGCACGUUUAACUGGAUCCACUCGCCCGAUGACGGCAGUAUGCAGAUGUAUCAGAAUGCCUAUGCCUGCCAGGUCACUAACAGUGGUCCUGGGAAGCAGCUGCAGACACCCCAGGUCGCCCGCAGGUGCGGCUACGACCCUACGACCGGCACACCGGCUGUUCCAAGCAACUGCACGGGCGGCGAGGCAGGAGGCGCGAAGCAGGGGUUGUACUGGCUUCAGGCUGAUGGCAACAACAUGUUUGAAGGCUACUACGAUGCCCCGUAUUACAAUCCCGAAUACGGUUUUUCAGACGGCGCGCAGACCGAUAUCUUCGUCUCUGACGGCGCCGCUUCGACGUCCUCCCUGUCGUCUGACAGCAGUUCUCCCACAUCGACCGCCGCCGCCGAUUCAGGUGCUACGACGAGUGCUGCUGCCCAGCCAACGGAUACAUCCGAUCCCAGCAGCGGCUCGGCCUCCUCCGACUCUGGCGCUGCUAGCCCGACGUCAAGCACUAGCAUGAGCUCGAGCACUGCCGACUCUGCUGCGCCCACCGUCACCCCUGCUGCAGGCGUGGCCGACGCGUCGAACCCAGGCGGCUCGUCUUGCCCCGCUCGCAAGCGCUCGGCGCUCAGUGGGAAGAAGCCUAAGAAGGCGAAAAAGGACGGGAAGAAGACGGGUUCUGGCAAGAGCAAGAAGCGCAACCAUAAUAAGAAGCGCGCGGCUGCGGCUGCUACUAUCCACUAGACUUGCAGUCAGGCAAGGGCAGUGGGCGCCCCUGUCCUCCGGAAGGGCGGGCGCUCGCUGCUGGUUUUUCACUCACUCAACCGAUAUCCACUAGCGCCAGUCGCUGGUUCCGCAUCUCGCAUCUUCACCUAUCGUUGGAUUUUACACUCGGGCGAGUCCCAUCUUCGCACUAUAGCACAACGGAGCAUAUUAUCUCCCCGCCCCCCGCACUGUCUGUCUUGUACGCGCACUAUCUCCUGCUGGGUUCCGGGUUGGGUCGUCGUUUGGAUGGGCUUGUUUGUGGGAGCAUUUGGUGUUGUUUGUUAUCCCUUUUGCAGGCUUUUGAUGAAUAACAAUGUUGGUUC
This is a messenger RNA of Dacryopinax primogenitus, 1818 nucleotides long. RefSeq lists its product as uncharacterized. The transcript has 5 exons. The record is from RefSeq and is a predicted model, not a curated record. The coding region runs from base 203 to 1474 and encodes 423 amino acids. Lineage: Eukaryota; Fungi; Basidiomycota; Dacrymycetes; Dacrymycetales; Dacrymycetaceae.